GCGGGCGCUGCCAGCGGGAUGGGGUCGCGCGGGCUCGGCCUCGCCGCUGUGUGACGGGUGGACGGUAAAAAUGGUGCAGAAGUAUCAGUCGCCUGUUCGAGUCUACAAGUACCCUUUUGAGCUUGUCAUGGCGGCUUAUGAAAAACGGUUUCCCACCUGCCCAGAGAUCCCUGUGUUCCUGGGUAGCGAGAUCCUUCAUGAAUCCAGGAGUGAUGAUGGAGCCAUUCAUAUCAUCGAAAGAAGCUGCAAACUGAAUGUAGAUGCCCCCCGGCUACUGAAGAAGAUUGCUGGUGUAGAAUUUGUCUUUUUCAUACAGAAGAACACUGUGAACUGGAAGGAGCGAACUCUCCUCAUUGAAGCUCACAAUGAGACCUUUGCCAAUCGUGUUGUUGUUCUUGAGACAUGCAGUUACUCGGUUCACCCGGAGAAUGAGGACUGGACAUGCUUCGAACAGUCUGCAUCCCUGGACAUCAAGUCAUUCUUUGGCUUUGAAAGCACUGUGGAGAAAAUAGCGAUGAAGCAGUAUACUGCCAACAUCAAGCGGGGCAAAGAAGUGAUUGAGCAUUAUUUAAAGGAACUGAUUUCUCAGGGAAUCACAUUCAUUCCCCGAUGGACACCUCCACCCGUGAGCAAGGAGGAGGAGAGGACCCUGACUGUUGGACGUGACCUUGACCUUGCGUCAGAGGAAUCCUGUGCUCAUGGAACUACCAAAGAGCAGACCUGCAGCUCCUGUCUGCCGGCGGAGGCAGCCAGCCCUGAUGCUGACAAACUGGAUGCUGAUUACAUUGAGCGGUACCUGGGACAGCUGACUCCAAUGCAGGAAAGCUGUUUGAUCCGACUGCGUCAGUGGCUGCAGGAAACGCACAAAGGAAAGAUCCCCAAAGACGAGCAUAUCCUUCGAUUCCUUAGGGCUCGUGACUUUAACAUUGACAAAGCACGGGACAUGCUCUGCCAGUCACUGACCUGGCGCAAACAGUACCAAGUGGACUACAUUCUGCAGACCUGGAGACCUCCACCCCUUCUGGAGGAGUAUUACACUGGAGGGUGGCAUUACCAGGACAGAGAUGGCCGCCCCCUAUACAUACUUCGCCUUGGGCAAAUGGAUACAAAAGGUUUGGUGAAGGCCCUGGGAGAAGAGUCACUCCUACGACAUGUACUGUCAAUUAAUGAGGAAGGACAAAAGAGGUGUGAGGAGAACACCAACCUUUUUGGCCGCCCUAUCACAUCCUGGACAUGUCUGGUGGAUUUAGAAGGGUUGAACAUGCGCCACCUCUGGCGGCCUGGUGUUAAAGCCCUUCUUAGGAUAAUUGAAGUUGUAGAGGACAAUUACCCUGAGACUCUGGGGAGGCUAUUGAUAGUGCGAGCACCCAGGGUUUUCCCUGUGCUAUGGACUCUGGUUAGUCCCUUUAUCAAUGAGAACACCAGACAGAAGUUCCUCAUUUACAGUGGCAAUAACUACCAGGGUCCCGGAGGGCUUGUAGACUACUUGGACAAAGAUGUGAUCCCAGACUUCCUUGGAGGAGAAUGCAUGUGUAAUGUCCCUGAAGGUGGGCUCGUCCCCAAGUCACUUUAUCAAACAGAUGAAGAACCAGAGAACUCUGAUCACAUCCGAUUGUGGACAGAAACCAUCUAUCACUCUGCAUGUGUUCUCAAAGGAGCUCCCCAUGAGAUAGUUGUGGAAAUCUUGGAGGGUGAAUCUGUGAUCACCUGGGACUUUGACAUCUUGAAGGGAGAUGUGGUGUUCAGCCUCUUCCACUCCAAGAGAGCGCCCCAGACCUAUCGCAAAGAAACUACUUUACCAAGUACUUCAGCUGCUGGGGACAAUGUGCAGCUGAUUGAUAAAUCUUGGGUUCUGGGGGUGGAUUACAGCCGUAUGGAAUCCCCGCUGGUUUGUCGGGAAGGAGAGAGCAUCCAGGGAUCUCAUGUGACCCGUUGGCCUGGCUUUUACAUUCUCCAAUGGAAAAUGCAUGGCCCUUUGCCCUGUACUGGCACCAGCCUUCCUCGUGUCGAUGAUGUUCUGGCCUCUCUGCAGGUUUCCAAUCACAAGUGUAAACUCAUGUACUACUAUGAAGUGCUUGCAUCCAAGGAUUUCAGGGGAUCCAUGUCAAGCCUGGAAUCUUGCAACAGUGGCUUCUCCCAGCUCAGCGGAGCUACCACAUCUUCCAACCAAUCCCAGAGUAGUUCCCAUGUGUCCAGAUAGCACAGCCUCUGCCUCUGCAGAUUGCUGAGACUUUAUACUUGGAUUAGUUUGACUCCUCAAUAGCUGGUCUGUUGACCAAAGAACCUGCAAGUGAAUAGUCAUUCACAAGACCACAAGUGGCUGCAGUCACAGAGAAGUUUCUGAGAGCUGUUUGAAACCUUUUGUCAGUAAGAGACUGACUUUUAAAUCUGCAAACUGAAUUCCGUAGCAGAUGCCUGUUUAUCAAUUUUAUUUUAACAACUCUGUUUUGGGGUGAUUAUCAGUUUGCAUGGAUCUGUGUAUUACUGAGAUUUCAAGGGCUCUUUCCAAUCAGUCCUAUUUCUACCCAAGGUAGAGGAGACUGAUAUUGCCUUAUCUGUUAUGACCGUAGACUAGAUGAGUCAUGUGUAGCAAAACUAGUCUAGUUUUUCUGGGUGCCUACUGUACCGUUACACAUGACCAGGUAUGGUGGGUACUGGAGGAACAGGGAUUGGAAACAAGUUGUAAAUAUCUUAAUACAGUGUGGUAUGUUUUGGGGAUCACUUCCAAGCUAAUCCAAACCUGAGACCUCUCGCAAUGGAGUUGGAUGAUUAUGGAGAUGUUGCUAGGAGAUACCUUUUUUAAAAAUACAGUAAGACCCCAAAAUUGAAACAGUGUUUCCUGAAAAGCCCAAGCGGAGAACCUGCUUUUCUAGCAGGCAGCUUCUUUAAAGAUAGACACUGUUUAUUUUCUCUUUCCUCAGGUUUAAAAGCAAUAAUGAGUAGAUCUCUGACCAUCCCGCACAGUGGGAGGGAAGUGAGUCGCACUAAAAGGGCUAAGAAAAGCAAUAUUUUAUUUCGUAAAGGCACAAAGUUUUAGAGCAGCACCACAGGGGUUGCUUCUCAAAACCAUGGGCUAACCUGGAGAAGAGAGGAACUCUCUUUUGUAAAGUGCGUUUGCGUAUUUAAACACAUAUUUAUUCAAAUUAUAGUCACUUGUUUAAACAUUUUUAACUUAUUUAUAAUUUCAGUGAGGCAUUUAUAUAUAUAUAUGUAUGUAUGUAUGUAUGUAUGUAUAUAGGUAGGUAAUUUAUUUAUUUAUUUAUUUAUUUACUUACUUAUUUACUUAACCUAAUUGAUUGCCUUUUUAAUGAGCUGAACUUCAGGGUUUUGGGGUUUUUUGCUUAAAAAGAGAACUACUGAUCAUCUUCAAUCCUACAGCUCUUACUCCAUUUCUAACCUUUGUGAUUGCUGGGCAUCUUGAUGUAUAAGUGCUGUAUUGAUUGUACAUGUAGCUGAUGGUGAGCGCUGUCAUCUCUUCUGUCACCGAGAGAGGGAGAUGUGAGCAGGGACAAAACUUGUAAGGGGAAAAUGCCUCUUAAAGAUACGUAGAAAGUAUCAUUCACCACCAAAUGGAUGCAUCACAAAGGGUAAUACCUUUAUAACUCAUGUCAGAGAAAUUAAGUGACAGAAAAGUGUACCCAUGUUCUUUCCUCAGAUAAUAAGAGAUUAGAAAAAGCACUGUCAAACACCAAGCUGCUGCUGGGUGAUAUUUAAAACUAACAGACAUACACAAAGUAUUCUUGAGGCAGGAGUUCACUUUCCCCCUCAACCUGCCAGACCAGGUUAGGAGAGAUCGGAUGGAUGGAGGCUGAGAGUAGAUCCCUGAUGGUUCUCUGCAUCUAUUUUCUCUUCCCUCUGUCUACUGGUUUCUAAGCAAAAAGUAAAAACAACUUUGAUUGAUAAUUGAAUUGUGGUAAACAAUUUAUGUAGACUGUAUUUUUAAAGGGACCUAACAUAGGAAGUUGAGUACCAACAGGCAUUUUUCAACAGGAGUUGGGCACUUACCUUCCCUGUAGGCCUCCUUGAAGGUCUUAGCUAUAACUUUUUAAACAAUGAAUCCAAGUACCAUUUGGGUUGAUUUAACUGGUAAAGGAAACUCCAGUAAUCCCCUUCCCAUCCCAGGAAGGUGUAACCCCUUCUAAAUAGGAAAACAUACUGGGGGGAAUUUCCCAGGUAGUUUUCAAUGCUUGUCACUGUCACUGUUGAUCAGUGAGGAAUUUGCAUCUCUGUUGGGAGCUACAGUUUUAAUGGGACUACUUAACAAGGUUCCAGGUUGAUGCUAAGGAGGACAGAAAAUAUUGGCUUUGCUGUGGGAAACCACUGGAAAUCAAAUAGGAGUGUUGACCAAAGUUGCGUAAAUUACAAUCCUCUUUCUAAAAUGAUUCAUCAUCCUAUUUAUUCAGUUUAUCCUAUUAUUAUCCUAUGUACUGCAGUUUACUUUGUCCUGUUAAGAAUCUUUUCCACUUCACAGGGGAACGGUAUGCCCUACCCUUCUCUAGCUGGUUAAAAGUUCUAUAUCUCUUAAUUUUUGAUUGAUGAGCCUACAGAAGCAAGUAAAUUUGUGCACACUUGAAUCCUCUCCUGAGAAAUAGGAGCCGAAGGGUCUGAUCUGUGGAACGUUGGCUCCUGUUGCCUUCUCCACAUCGCGGGAAAGAGAAAAGUAAGAUAUCCUAGAAGUCAGCCUUCUGUUCACUGAUGAUCAUGUCUGAUGCUGCACUGUUUAAACUUUGCUGUGUGAAUUGUAGAUGUGGAACAAAGUAAAACUCUUUGAACCUAAACUUACAUUUAAAAAAAUUGACAUUACCCAUGUUGGAAAAUAAGGUGCAUGGUUUUAUAUUUCACAGCACGUUUUGUUGACUGGAGCGUGAGGUUGGAAGAUAAAUGUUCUGAGUUUUGUUCCUAGCUCCCCAUCGCUCCCUGUAGAUCCUUUAGGUCAGAAACUUCCGAAGCGGCCUCCAGUUUUGGGUGACCAUCUAUUGCUGCUUUGAGGGACCAAGUUUUGAUGGUGCUGAGCACCUUAAUUACCUGAGAUCAACGCAGGUCUCACUGCUUAGCAGUCCUGAGGGAAAUCAGGCUUGGGUAACCAGUUGGGCACUCGGAUAAGGUUAGUAGAUGUAAAUUUGGACCUUAACCUCUUAUUUCAGCUAGUCCAUUUGUAAAAUGUGUCUAAUACCUACCUCAGAGAGCUGUUGCGAGAUGUACUGUUUUAUAAAGUGUUCUGAGAGCCUGAAAGGAAAAAUGCCAUGUAGGGCAAGAACAGUAUUAUUCUGGCUAUAAUGGGGGGAGGAGGGGGAAUAUCUGGUCAUAAGUAGUCACGUCCAUUUCUGAAAAUGUGUCCUAGUUUAGGAUACACCAGAUUUGGGGGCUUUUUAUAUAUUAGGAAGAGCAGCAUUAUUAGCUUUGCAAACAGGCUGAGAGGGAUUUCAGUCCAACUGGCCCUGAUUGGCAGAGCAGUGAAGCAGCAUUCGUGGAUUCUUCCAGUCCAUGUACCAAGAGAACUGAAAUGUGUCUUCUGGGGCAUACAAUAAAGCACUGUUGUAGUCUGUGUCAGGGAGACUUAAGAGUAAAUGCCCUUUCCUUAUUUAUCCUCUCUAUGCAUUUCUCAAUAUCAGUAUUGUGGGAAGAGCAGGCCUGUUUGCACUAUUACCCUAAGAACUUGCAUACCUCGGUACCUUUCCCUAAAAAAAUCAGCCUUCUGAAAAUUGGGUUGUGUAGCUUAAGUGGGGAAGCUAAUUUUCUGUGCUGGAAUGGAGGAGGAAUGAAAUGCCCAAGUAAAAACUACACUGUUAACUCUUUGAUAGCUGCUGUGGAAUUGGCAUUAGUUUUUGGCUGAGCAGCCAGGAGUUGAGAGGGUUAACGCUGUCACUUUUGCCUAAGCAGUGCCAGUCAGGGUUUAGCCGUGUAGUUGGGAUCCCCUGCAGUCAGUAUUCAGCCACGGCUCUGCCAAAAUCAUUUUCCCUUCAUUCUGCCUUCCCCAAACACAGUGCAUUUCGGGGCAUGUGAUAUGCAGGGAAAUACGGUACAUGGUUUGUCUGGAAAAAUUCGGAGAUGCAGAUCUCUUUUGUCUUAUUAGUGUUCACUGAAUAAUUUUCAAGCUCUGGCAUGUUAGCUUGAACCAUUCAUUAUGUGUGUUGCUUCAGACCACACAUGCUGCAUCUACUCCCUAGUUAGGUAACUACAGGAAGAAUUUUCCAUCUACCAUUCAUUCUAAGGUUCAUGAAAUUUUGGAAUUUCUCACCACCCAGGGAUUGUUUAAAUAAUGGCUAAGGCCCCAGAACCAAUAGUAAGCCUCACUUGGGGUUGAAGCUGGAAAUAAAUUAAUGGACCUUGGGCAACUCUGUAAAAUUGGUAGCCCAGAUAUGCAGCCACACGAUACCAAGACCAAGCCCUGCAGGGAAAGGAUUUGUCAAGCUCUUUCUCUGUUUCAGAGUAAUUUCUGGAACUGAUAUGUGACCUUUUGGCAUGUUAAUUCCACGAAAAAUGAAUGUAGGACCAAAAUUGAUUUGACAAGAUGUAGUCAAUGGUUUAUAAGUACCUCCCCCCAAUGGUUUAUAAGUACUUUGCAAUUGACUUCUCCCUUACCGACCAGUCUGAACCCAGACCUUUCAUAUAACACUUCAGGCCCCUUCCCUUUAAAAUGCCUUGGAGAUUUUGUUCCUCUGUUUAAAGAAGUUUUCACUCUGGGAACAGGAUAGUGUCCUGUGUGUCAGCUUUCCCAUUCCCACUCCCUCCCCCAGUCUCCUGUGAAGGACCUAAGGAAGCCACCAAAAGGAAUAUAGUGAAAAUAAUUUCCUUGUCAUCUGUCAGUCCUUUUCAUUUCCCACUCUCUACAGCAGAGCAAACCAUGUCUGUUGCUCUUGCUAACCUGGAAUUUUAAGUUCCUUAGGUUCUAGUGGACUGCAUGUUGAUGGGUGUAGUAUGGUGACCAUAUUUUUAAGGAAAUCCGGGACACUGUUUCAAGUGAGGGUGGAGCAGCAUGGUGUGCCAGUUAGCUGGAAGGGCAGACACUGCUGCUGCUGUGCGAAAGCAAGACAGGUGCAAUAGAGCAGUGCCCAGCCAGCCCCUGCCUCCAGCCAUUGCUCAGCAGGUGGGCCAAGCACAUGCAGGUGGCGUGGCACCUGCUCCAGUCCACCUGCCUUGCUCCCACACAGCAGCAGUGGUGUUUGCCCGCCUGCCUGGCGCACCUGCUGGACUGUGCCCCAUGCCCCUGUUCACCUGCCUCUGCCUGUGGCAGUGUUGCUGACUUGGGGAAAUUGCAGGGGGACACCACUUUCCCUAAGGUGAGCUCUGCUGCCACACACUUGUGUGCAGCAGAGUUGGUAGAGAAAGAUGAGAUGAUGUUAGCUGGACUAUUCUGGGACUUGUGUUUCAAUUUUCACCAACCGGCCAAGAUACCAGGACAGCCUGCAAAUCCAGGACUCUCCUGGCCAAAUUGGGACAUAGACAGCAUACAAGAGGAUUAAGCCAGUAUUAGCCUCUGAAGAUAGGGCAAGGCAUGUUUUUGUUUUCUAUUAACUUGAUCUCUUCCGAUCUUGAACAGGGUGAUGGUACUAGACUGGAUGAAGCUAAUGGACUUACAUCAUUUGAACAGCUUUUCCUUUGCACUUAAAAUUCAAAAGCACAGGUGUCAAUUUUAAUCAGUGGCCAUUUGUUUUAAGAAGGGCUGGUCAUGUCCUGUCAUGUGGACUUGCUCACAUAUAUGACUUUGCUGCUGAGCUGCAAAGUAAUUUUAAACUGGUCAUGUUCAUUGCAUUUAAAAGUGGUAGGUGGGAAAUGGGCCCGAGCCUGCAAGUCCUGUCUACUGAACUCAGGUGCUAUGUUCUCACCAUGUGUUGACAUACCUGCAGCAGGAAGGUCACAGCGGUCCCUUCUUUCAAAAAAGCAUUUAAUUUCCUCCGAGUCCUUGUGCUAACAGUUUCUAAGCUGGGAGCUAUUAAUUGCAAAAAAUGUAGAUAUUAAACUCUCUUCUUCAAAGUUUAAGACUGAAAGACUAUAUGAAGAGUGUUGCUGCUGCUGGUUUUGUUCUCCCAGAAUGAAUUUGUGAAAGUUCUUAUAACCGUCCAUAGAGCAGGUUAACUGUCGGCACUGACACAGGCCAAAGUGGUGUCAUGACAGUGAAUCUGUUUGAAUGGCUUUGUAAGACUUACUUUCACACAGUUUGUCUGGAGAGAGUAAAUGGGCAUUAUUAUUUAGCAAACAAAGGUACUACCUUUCCCACUCACCUGGGAACCUUCUUUACUUUUUUUUUAAUAAAAGGUUAAAUUUUUGUCAAGGAGAAAAAUCUUGUUUUGGGACCUCAGAGCACACUAAUAAAAUGCAUGGUGCUUUAUAACAAAUUACUGGGCAGGAAAUCUGAUGCUAAAGGUACAUUUAGUUAUGGAAAUUGUAAACUGGAGUUACAAGCUGUACAUUUCUGCUCUCCAUAUUUCUGUAACUUGCAAAUAAAGCCAUCUCAAAAGAA
Alligator mississippiensis (American alligator) is the source of this 8461-nucleotide messenger RNA. It is a transcript of the gene SEC14L5, whose product is annotated as SEC14 like lipid binding 5. The transcript has 16 exons. Gene Ontology annotation, cellular component: cytoplasm. Bases 71 to 2200 code for a protein of 709 amino acids. NCBI's taxonomy places the organism in Eukaryota, Metazoa, Chordata, Crocodylia, Alligatoridae. The record is from RefSeq and is a predicted model, not a curated record.